Messenger RNA from Neltuma alba, 918 nucleotides. Its product is annotated as tobamovirus multiplication protein 2B. Bases 33 to 431 code for a protein of 132 amino acids. Lineage: Eukaryota; Viridiplantae; Streptophyta; Magnoliopsida; Fabales; Fabaceae. The record is from RefSeq and is a predicted model, not a curated record. The transcript has 5 exons.
CACAGUUCUGGCGUCCUGUAUCUUUCUGGCGAAUGAUGGCGUCCUCGGCCGGGGGAAGGAGCGGCAGAGAAGGAACGGCCAAAGCCGUGGUGGCCGAUCAGAUUUCUCAGGCUGUGCAGUCUACCUCUAACCUCCUCCAUCUCAUGCAACAGUCUUCUCCUGCCCAGGCCCAACUCGUCAAGCUUCCCAAAAACCUUUUGGCAAAGGCCUCUACAAUCAAGAAUACAGAGCAACCUUUUCUGCUGCAGGUUUUAGGCCACAUGCCUGGGGUAAUUUCAACUCUUGAUGCUCAUAUGGAAAGUGGACUACGAAGUGUUCCGCACUUGAAGACUGUUGUUCAGUUACUUGCAAACAUGGAAAGCUGUCAGCUUAGUCCUCUCUCUCAAGCUCAUCCUCCCCAGAAGGAGCGUGAGCCGGCAAACCAACCUUAAGGUAUGGAACAAUGGUGAAAGUGCUGCAGGCUUUGUGGCCGUCUUAUUGGGAGCCUCACCCUUAAUCAUCCAAAUAUUUUUGGAAGAUUUGGAAGUUACACUUCGAUUAUUAUGCACUAGCUAAUCAGCUAUGUUCCAUCUUAAGGUCUUCCUGCAACUCACAACUUGGGGAAAAAUGUCCUAGUUUCCGAAGUUUAUGGUAUACUCGUGCUCAACUGAAGAAGCUUUGUUUUUUUUUUGGGCAAAGCUCAACUGAAGAAGCUGCCACUUCCGUUCUGUUGUAUCAAAAAUAAAUAAAUAAAGAAGAAGCUGCCAGAUGCUAUAACCACUGUGUCCCCUAAUUACGUGUUGUAGAUCAUGUCCGGAAAACUUGUGUCAUUGUUAGGCUGCUGAGAGAUACAAGUGCAUGUGUACGUACAUACGGACAUAUAUGUGUAUUCAGCUUUCAUUUAUAUUAUAAAUAAUUUGAUGUCGCAAGCUUCGCUCU